This is a messenger RNA of Rotaria sordida, 3075 nucleotides long. The record is from the annotation of a GenBank genome assembly. Lineage: Eukaryota; Metazoa; Rotifera; Eurotatoria; Philodinida; Philodinidae.
AUGGUUGUCUUUGAAAAUAUCGUAUUUAAAAAUGAUAAUGGUUGUGAUAAUAAUAAUAGUGUAAUUUCCGUUGAAUCAUCAAUAAAAAAUCAAGAAAAACAACAUAUACAACGAUCAAAUAUAUUAAUGCGUUUAUCAAAAAGAUUUUCAAAUUUAUCAAAAUCAACAACAAUUCCAAUGGAAAAUUUUCCAUCAAUAUCUUCACCACAAUUACCACCACUACCAUCAUCAUCAUCAUCUUUUGAAAGACAAAAUUCUUCUGAAUCAGAUUUAAGUCUAUCAAAAUUAGAUAUAAUUGAUGAUUAUUCUAAUAUUCAACGAAAUAAUACAUUACAAAAAACAACAGAUUUAAAUAUUAGUAAAAGAAAAGCAACAUUUCCAACUAGUCAACAAUUAACUGAAUCAUUUCAAAAUUUUUAUUCACGUUUUUCAUUAAGACGUUCAACAUUAAAAACAAAUUCAUCAUCAUCAUCAAAUACAAUUAUACAAACUGCAUCAUCAUCAUCAUCAACAAUUGAUAGUAAUCAACGUUUAACACAACAUUUUUCUACUUCCAAUCGAAAAUCUAUAUUUUCUUGUUGUUUACAUUGUUUUUCUAUUCGACAUGAAUCUUCAACUGAUAUGAAUAUACCUCGUCAUCAACAUGAUACAACAACAAAGAAAACUGAACAUAAUAUUCGAUUACAACUUUCAUUUCAAUAUAAUAUUCAUCGAAGAGAAUUUAUUGUUACUGUACAUGGUGCUAGAGAUUUGUCUAUACAACAAGGAUCCUUUGCUUGUCAAUUAUGUAUUCAAUAUGGACGAGAUUCAUUAUCUAAAGAACAAAAAUGUACAAAACCUCAAAUAUGUUCUUCUGGUAUAUGUACAUGGAAUCAACGUUUAAUAUUUUUUGAUAUUAAUACACUUGAUAAUUUAUCUUUAUGGGCUAAAUUAAUUGAUCUUGAUCGUAAUCAAGAAAUACUUGGUGAAAUAUGUAUUCCAUUAAAUGAUAAAAAAAUAAAUCUCAAUGGACAACCUGAAUGGUAUAAUUUAAUAUCAAAAUAUUCAUUAUUACAAACAAAAAAUUCUCAAUUUAAUGAUAGUGAUACAUCUGAAAUAGAACAACAUGAAUCAUCAUCAUCCAAUCGAAGGCUACCAACAAUCAAUGCCAAUAAUGAAUUAUUACCAACAAUGAUUGACACUAUAACAACAAGUAAUCGUAAAAGACAAUUGCCAAAUAUUCCUGCAGCUCAAUUACAUGCAAAUAGAGAAAAAGUUUCUCAAGAUUUAAUACAAAAAGCUACACAAUUAAAAUUACGUCUUCAUAUGCAACAACAACAACAACAACGUACAUUAAAUGAAACAAAUUUAAAUGAAAAACGACAAAUGUAUGAAGAUCGUAUACAAAUUUUUAAUAAUGAAAUUAAUCAUCCAAUAAAUAAAAUAUCUUCAAUACCUUCUCAACGUUCAUCAUUUCAAUCAAGUAAAUCAAUUGAUACAGAUUCUCCACAAUUACAUCCAACAUCAAUAUUAUCAAAACCAUAUGAUUCAAUGACAAAUUUAGUACAAAAACCUUCAUCAAUAAUAUCAACAAUACCUACAACAUUAAUAAAUUCAGGUUUAUUAAAAGAAAAAACAUCUUCAAGACCACGAAUACCAAUUAUACGUGAUAAAAGUGCACCAAAUCCACCAUAUCUUAAUCCAUCAUUAUCAAGACGUACAACAACAGCUGGACAAUAUCGAAUGGAUAUAGAAAAAUCAAAAUUAAAAUCAUUUGAAGAACGAUAUAAAAAAAAUAUUAAAAAAAGAGAAUCUUCUGAAACUCCCGGUGAUGAUGUAGAUUCUGAUGGAUCAGAAUUAUCAACUGUUUCAAAAAUAAGUUCAGUUAGUAUGUUAUCAACACAAUCAGAACGACCUCGAACUAUUCGAAAACAAGGUCCACAUACACGUCCUAAUGAUCAUCAUCAUAAUUUUCAUCGUAAUGAUGUUGUACAAUUAAAUGAAGAAGAACUUCGACAAAUGGCUAUGCGUACACAUGAUACAAUAACAACAAUUCAACCAAUAUCAACGCCAAUAAAUAUAAAAAAUGAUUCAAAUACACAAAUAUCUACAUCAUCAUCAACUCCUAUUGAUAAACUUAUUAAUACAUCUGUAACAAAUAAAUCUGAUUUACGUAAUGAUGGUACAUUAUCAGAUUCUAUUUUGAGUACACAACCUGAAUCAAAUAAAAAACGACGACCAUCAAUGUCAUCGAAAGCUCUUGUCAUACUUGGUUUAUCAAAAAAGACAAAUAGUGCAUCUAAUCUUGGUUAUGGCAAACGAUUUGGUUUUCAACGAAGUGAAGAAAUUGGUGUUCAACCUCAUUUACGUAGUAGAACAUUACAACGACAAACUAGUAAAGAAAAUGAAACACCAUCGAAUGCUCCAACAGCAGAUUCAACUCAAUCAUCACUUGUUUUAUCUCAUCAACGUGAUCAAUAUCAUUCAAUGCCACAUGAUAUGAAGCUAUGGUCUGGUGGACUUAAACUACCACAUGAACAUCAAUUUGCUGAAUUUAUUGAAGGUUUAGGUACAGGACAAUUAGUUGGUCGACAAGUUCUUGCAUCACCAUGUCAUGGUGAAAUUCAAGUUGGUGUACGUGAUCAACAUGGUUUACUUGAAGUUGAAAUAGUACGAGCAAGAAAUUUACUUCAAAAAGCUCUAUAUAAAAUGCCACCAGCUCCUUAUGUAAAAGUUUAUUUACUUGAUGGAAAAACUUGUGUUGAAAAGCAACGUACACGAACAACACGUCGUACACUUGAUCCUUUAAUACAACAAAUACUUAUAUUUAAAGAAAAUUAUCGAGAAAAAGUUUUACAGAUAAGUGUUUGGGGUGAUUAUGGAAAAUUAGAUAGAAAAGUAUUUAUGGGUGUAUGUCAAAUACAUUUAGAAGAACUUCAUUUAAAUUCUUCCGCUCAAGUACUUGAUUGGUAUAAAUUAUUCUCUGCUAAUUCAUUAAUGAAUAAUUAUACGAUUGUACAACAAUCACCAAAAGGAAAAACAUCAAUAACAACAAAUGAUUUACAUAGUGCAUUGAAAAAUAAUUCCAGAUCUUGA